Molecule: messenger RNA, 4185 nt
Organism: Lampris incognitus (smalleye Pacific opah)
Lineage: Eukaryota; Metazoa; Chordata; Actinopteri; Lampriformes; Lampridae
Gene: ythdc2
Product: YTH domain containing 2
Exons: 1
Coding region: 91-4185 (1364 amino acids)
Cellular component (GO): intracellular anatomical structure
Molecular function (GO): ATP binding; RNA binding
Source: RefSeq, a predicted model, not a curated record
GAAUGGCUGGAAGACAUACACGUUAAUGAGGAGAUCCAAAUAGCUGCUAACAUCGCUCUCGAGAGGUUUAAGUACAGUGACCAGAAAGAAAUGAAGUUUCCCAGUUCGUUGUACAGCACCGAGACGGCCUUUAUUCGUUGUAUGGCACAGUUUCAGGGGUACAGCUCCAAGAGCCAAGGGGAGGGAUCAAGGCGUUUUCUUAUCAUUAGGAAAAAAAGUACUGCCGACUCCAUCAUGGUAUUUAAACCGUCCCAUAACUCCAUGCAUGUCAUAUGUAGCCUACUACGGAGGUUUCCUGUCACAAAUAAGGAACUCGUGGACCUGCUGCCUUGCGAAGAGAGUGGGCUGUCCUUCACCUUUGGGGCUGAAAAAAGCCACGAUAAGAAUAAGACAAGUGGACGGCUGAACAGUGGUAUUCCACAGGUUCCCCAGAGAAGGCAACCAUCACAGUGGGAUGAUUUUCGGCGUUCCCUACCUGUGUAUGAACGUCAGGAGGAGAUUAUCCAGCUCAUUAAGGACAACAAGGUAGUUAUUGUGGUCGGCGACUCCGGCUCUGGAAAAACCACACAGAUACCACAGUUCCUUAUGGAUCACUGCAACAGUCGUGGGAUUCCGUGCAGGAUCUUGUGCACGCAGCCCAGACGUCUUGCAGCCAUUGCUGUUGCAGAGAGGGUUGCAUCUGAGCGAGGAGAGAGUGUUGGCCAGGCUGUUGGCUUUCAGAUCCGGCUAGAGAGUAGGGUGUCCCCUAAGACACUGCUGACCUUUAGCACAAGUGGAGAACUGCUCAGAACUCUAAUGUUGGGUGAUUCUGCCUUGUCAACUGUCACACAUGUCAUUGUGGAUGAAGUGCAUGAGCGGGAUGGUCUCACUGACCUUUUGUUGAUCAAGAUAAGUGACAUCCUGCUUGAGAUGCCCCAGCUAAGGCUCAUCCUUUCCAGUGCCACAAUGGAUCUGGACGUCUUUGUCCGCUACUUUGGCUCCUGCCCUGUUAUUCACAUCAGCGGGAGACCAUUUGAAGUGAAACAACUCUUUCUGGAGGAGAUUUUGAGGAUUACAGGCUAUGUCAGUAAAGAGAUGAUGAAAUGCAAGCUGGAGAUGCAGAAGAAGCAGGACUGUUUGAGUAAGUGGUUUAAAGCCCUGGAGAAUGGCUCUCAUCAGGGACACCAAAUGGGCAAGACAUCAACUUUGUUUUCUAUCCAGGACAAAUGCAUGAAGGAGGGAGGGGACAGUCGCUUCAAUGAGCUGACUGAGAAUAAUGAUGUGGCAUCAUUAGACCUUUGGGUACAAAAACAAAUGGACACCUGCAUCUCUAAUAUCUUUUUCAAGAAAGACACUGAUGCCUUCACUCAGCUGUUCAACCUGAUUCUUUAUGAAAAUAUCAGCGUUGACUAUAUGCACAGCGAGACCAGUGCCACUCCUCUGAUGGUGGCAGCAGGCAGAGGGUUUCUGACUCAGAUGGAACAGUUGCUCAAUAUGGGGGCAAGCAUGAUAAUCAAAGCCUCUAAUGGCUGGACUGCUCUAGACUGGGCCAAAUACUUUGAGCAGACUGAAGUAGUGGAUCGACUUGAAUCUCGCAUGUCCUUGCUUGAGUCGAGCAAACUGAGUGAAUCAUCACUGGAGCAGUUGGAGAGCACAUUCAUAGCCACUGAUGAUCAAGAGAUCCUAGAACUAUACCAUCACAGCUUUGAUGAUGAGAGAGUGGACCUUGAUCUCAUCAUGCACCUGCUGCUUGACAUCUGCACUUCUGAUGGUGGUGCUGUUCUGAUCUUCCUCCCUGGAUAUGAUGAGAUUGUGGCACUCAGGGACCGCAUCCUCCACGGUGAUAAGAGAUUUGCUGAACACUCACAAAGGUAUCAGGUGUUUAUCCUCCACUCCAACAUGCAGACUUUGGAUCAGAAGAAAGUAAUGAAAAAUCCUCCACCUGGUGUCAGGAAAAUAAUCCUUUCCACAAAUAUUACCGAGACAAGCAUCACCAUCAAUGAUGUUGUCUAUGUCAUUGACUCAGGAAAAACCCAAGAGAAGAUUUAUGAUGCACGAAGAAAUGUAACCAGGCUGAAAACGGUUUGGAUUUCUAAAGCCAGUGUUCAUCAGAGGAUGGGAAGAGCUGGGCGAUGCAAGCCAGGUAUCUGCUUCCACAUCUUCAGUCACCUCAGGUUCAACAAAAUGCUGGACUUUCAGAGCCCACGGCUGCUGUGGAUGCCACUGCAGAAACUGUGUCUUUACACAAAAUUGCUGGCCCCCAUCUCCUGUUCUAUAGCAGACUUUCUGUCUAAAGCUCCAGAACCACCAUCUUUGCACACAAUCAAAAAUACUGUGCAGAUGCUAAAGACAAUAGAUGCCAUAGACCUGUUUGAGGACUUGACAGACUUGGGUUAUCACCUGGUUGAUUUGCCAAUGGAGCCUCACCUGGGCAAGAUGGUACUGUGUGCUGUGGUGCUCAAGUGCUUGGACCCAAUCCUCACCAUUGCUUGCACACUAGCUCACCGGGACCCAUUUUUGUUGCCCAGCCAGGCUUCUCAAAAGCGGGCAGCUCUACUCCGUCACAGGCGUUUCACUGCUGCUACCUUCAGUGACCACAUGGCCCUGUUGCGAGCCUUCCAAGCAUGGCAGAAAGCCCAGAGGAAUGGCUGUGAGCGAGCUUUCUGUGAAAAGAACUUCCUGUCCCAGGCCUCAAUGGAGAUUAUCAUCAGGAUGAGAACACAGCUGUUAGGACAACUUCGAGCCAUCGGUUUUGUGAGGGUACAUGGGAGUAGUGAUAUCCGUGACAUAAACCUCAACUCAGAGAACUGGGCAGUUGUGAAGGCAGCAUUAGUGGCCGGCAUGUAUCCCAACUUGGUCCAUGUGGACCGUGAAACCUACAAUCUUUCAAGUAACAAGGAGGGGAAGGUCCACGUCCACCCAACCUCUGUCCUCAUUGAUCCUCAAUUCAGGAAGGAUACUCCAGACAAAGGACAAAUGGUGUCUAUCCAGGCUUUACCGACAGAUUGGAUAGUCUAUGAUGAGAUGACUCAUGACUGUAAACUAGCCACCAUCCGCUGUUGCUCUGUGGUUUCACCUGUCACUGUCGUCAUAUUUGGAGGCUGUGCCAGGUUACCCCGCUCUGCCUUGCAGGCACCAGGUAUUCAAAAAGACAGAACAUGGAAUGAUAGUAGUGACAGUGAGAUGGAAGAUGAUGCCACGUCUCAUCUAGCUCAGAUGAAGAUUGAUGAAUGGCUCAGCUUCCAAAUUCAUAAAAAGAUUGCAGGAGAGAUCUUCCAGCUGAGGCAGAAAUGGCACAGCCUGUUUCUCCGCAGGAUCCAUUCUCCAUCCAAGCCAUGGUCAGAGCAGGAUGGGGCCAUAAUUCGUUCUUUGGUGUCUGUUCUUACAGAAGAGGAACAGUCAGCAGGUCUGCAGCAGCCAACAGGCAUUGGCCAGUGGCCCCACCCCAUGUUAUCUGAGGAGCUGGAGCUUUCCCAUGUCCCUUCUUGUAAAAAAAUCAACAACAGAAAGACCCCAUGCUCUCAAGAUGCCACUAAAUUGGCCACUCCUACAAACGCUUCCAAUGACAGGUUGUUUAUACCCUCAACCAAUCUCGAAAUAAGGCCUCAAAGUAGAGCCGAGGGGUCACUACAUUCCAAAAACUUAUCAGAUGACCAUUCUAGCAAGUCUUCAUACCGUCCUUGCUUAAACAACCCCUCUAACAUUAGUUCUCCCUCCUCUUCAGAAAAGUGCUCCAAGUUACCAGCCCCGCAUCAAGCUCUUCUUCCAGUGCGCUACUUCAUAAUGAAGAGCAGUAACCUGCGAAAUAUUGAGAUUUCUCAGAAGAGAGGGCUCUGGUCAACCAUACCCAGCAACGAGUUCAAGCUCAACAAAGCCUUCCUGGACAGUAGUUUGGUCUUCCUCAUCUUCUCUGUUCAGGGUUCUCGGCAUUUCCAGGGAUAUGCUCGCAUGACAUCACUCAUUAGUCAGGAUCACAGCAAGGACUGGGGCUUCACAGGACUGGGAGGUGUUUUCUGCAUUGAAUGGAUCUGUAAGGAGAGUGUGCCAUUCCAAUGGUCCCAGCAGCUUGUCAACCCUUGGAAUGACAAUAAAAGAGUCCAGAUCAGCAGGGAUGGACAGGAAUUAGAACCCCAAGUUGGUGGCCAACUGCUUCUGCUAUGGGAGAGAAUCUCUGGGAAUCAACAGACAAAACCUCAACAUCAAUGA